This is a messenger RNA of Paramecium tetraurelia, 6351 nucleotides long. RefSeq lists its product as uncharacterized. The transcript is spliced from 5 exons. The record is from RefSeq and is a predicted model, not a curated record. NCBI's taxonomy places the organism in Eukaryota, Ciliophora, Oligohymenophorea, Peniculida, Parameciidae.
AUGUAAGGUUGGGAAUUUAAGAAAACCUGCACCGACAACUCAGUAUAGGGAUCAUCAAUAAGACAAUGCUAAACAAAUCAGUUGGAUUUCAUGCGUUUGAAAGAUGAUCGAACAAGAAUGGAGAAAGAAUUUUAUUAUCCUCAUUUUCAGCUUCGAAUCAUCACUGAUGCCUAUUACAUUCGAGCUAAGGCAAGCUCUAAUUCUUAGUUUAAAAUAUCAUUAAUCGACUCAGGAGGAACUACUACCAUAUUUUCUAGAUUAUAUUAAGAAUCAAAUAUAUAGAGGUAUGACAAAGUAUGUAAAAACGAUUGUGGAGGCGGUAGCUGUGGAGGAUUAGACGAAACAAGAGUAGAAAUAAAAACCAUUAUUUUGGAUGCCAUAAAUCACCAGAAGUCUGUGUUUGAUGUUUCAUAUUGUUAUAUCUAUCAAGACGAUUUAAUGAGAGUCGGAUUAAGAAAUAUAUUAAUAUAUGCAAAUACCUGUCAUUUUACAUGUGCAUCUUGUUCAGGAGCCACUAUAAACGAUUGCUUAACCUGCUAUUAAGGUGUAUUACAAGGAGGAAUCUGUAAGUGCGAUGAAUCCAAUUCAUACGUUUAAUUAUUGACAGGUUGCGUAUAAGAAUGUCCUAGAGAUUAUUAUCUAGCAGAUGAUUCCAAAUACUGUUAGUUUGAUCCAAGGAUCAAAUCAAAGAUCAGUUAUUUCACUUCAACUACUAUCAGUAAUGGCAACUUUCUACCCUAUGAUCCAUGGGUGUAUGUGUUAGAUCCUUUUUAUCCGUCCAAUACAAAUAAGCUCGCUCAAUGUGGCAGUGAUGAUGUGAUUGGCAGAUUUUCAAAUUAUGAAAUGAUGUAUUUAAAAUUGGCUCAACAUAAAGGGUUAACAUUCUUAAGAAUAAGAGCAUCCUUCUAUUUGUUUGGUUGGCAGACUGGUUCGUCAUUGCGAAUAACAGUAGAUUCCUAUUCACAAGCUAUAAUUUUGAAGACAGCCACCAAUUACACUAUUUAGAAUGCUAGAUUGAAUAAGUUUAGUAGUUCGAGUUGUUCAGGGAAUAGCUACGACCUAUUGAGAAUUGAAGCAGUCCUUAAGACAUACACAACUACUCCUACUCUUCAGUUUCAGGCAAUACCUAUUUUAUAGAGUGAAUAUUGGGCAUUCAAAAAUGUUACAAUUGAUUAUGGUCUAUGUUAAAGUAACUGUACAUCAUGUGAAACGUACUCUAGGUGUUUGAUUUGUGAUUCAGGAUUCAAUUUAUACAGAGGUACAUGUGUUGAUCAAUGUCCAAUUCACUCCACUUUGUUGGCCAAUGGAACUUGUUAGGAUUAUGAGGAUAUUAUUACAAAUAGUAGAUAUUUGAUAAAAGCAUUUUAUGAUAUGAACACUACAUUUGAGUAAGUGUCAUCAAUAAUUGAUAAUUUUACUGAUUUGGCUGGUACCAUUAAAACUUCAUUUACUGGAUCAAUUUAUUCUUUUGUCCCUGAAAAAUCUGUCUUAGGAGGUGUUUUAGUGUGGCAAGUGGGAAAGUUUCAAAAAACAUUUACCUCGUUAAAACCGCAUUAUAAGAUAAGUUCUAGACUUAACGUGACAUAUGGAGAUGAGAUGAAUGGAUGGUUUUCCUAUAAGAUUCAUUCCUAUCAAUCUUCACAAAUAACAAAUCCAAAUACAGGGACCAAUAAUUACAUAGGAGAUUCCAAGAAAGAGACCACUGCUCAUUAUUAUUACUUAGAAUAAACUCAUACUUCCUCUUAAUUAGACAUAGUCUUGGCAGGAAAUACUAAUUAGGGUUCUCCAGAAGAUGCUUUUAUAUAUGUAUCAGAUUAUUUUGUUGUUGUUCACUAUUGUGCUCCUUUUUGUAAUGUAUGUCAUGGUCCAGCCAUCUCAGAUUGUGAUUCUGGAUACACUGGAUAUAGUUUGACAAGAUCUUGUAACACAAAUUAAUACUUAAGUUUCAACAGUGCCACUGAAGUUUAUUCUUGUUAAUCCUGCACUUAAUUAGGAUGUUAAGAAUGCUAAAGCGAUUCAGUUUGUACAAAAUGCGAAUUCUCUAAUACUAAUAAAUUUUUAUUAGACUAAGGAGAAUGCUAAUGUUAUCCUUCAUCCUAUUUGUCAGGCACAAAUUGCAUAUCAUGUAAUAGAUAUUGUGAAACUUGUCUUGGAUCUUUAAAUACAUAAUGCUAUACUUGUGUAUCCGAAUAUUAUAGAUCAAUCAAGAAAUAUUAAUGUUUAUGUAUUGAUGGGUAUUAUGAUGAUGGAUAUAAUCUACAAUGUCAUCCUAUUUGUGGAGAUCAGAUAGUUGUAGACGGAGAAGAUUGUGAUGAUGGCAAUAGUAAUCCAUUUGAUGGUUGUCAUCAAUGUAAAUUUGUUUGUCAAGAGAGUUGCAACGAUUGCACAAAUGGAGAAUGUUAUGACUGUAAAGACCAUUACAUUCUUAUUGAAUCUAUCCAUAGAUGUAUUAAUAAUUGUGGAGAUUCCAUUAUUAUUGGAAAUGAAGAAUGUGAUGAUGGUAAUAUUUAUCCAUUUGAUGGUUGUUAUGAAUGUAAAUUUGAAUGUUAUGAUCACUGUACCAACUGUGUAUUUGGCAUUUGUUAUCAAUGUGAUGAAAAUAAUGGUUGGUAUUUGACUGGAGUUAGUUGUGAACCUAUUUGUGGAGAUGGAAUUCUGGUUCCAGGAGUUGAACAAUGUGAUGAUUCAAAUUAUGAUCCAUUUGAUAGAUGUGACAUGUGUUAAUUGAACUGUUCUGAAUAUUGUAAAUACUGUUCCAAUGGAAUUUGUCUUUAAUGCAUUCCUGGAUUCACAUAUGUAUCAGCCACUAAACAAUGCAUACCUAUUUGUGGAGAUUUUUCAGUUGUAGCUUAUGAAGAAUGUGAUGAUAACAAUUUUGUUGAAUUUGAUGGAUGUUAUUAAUGUUAAUUUAAAUGCUAGACUUCUUGCACUGAUUGUAGAUAUGGAAAAUGUUAUUAAUGUAAUACUCUUGGAUGGGAGUUAAAUUUAUCAGAAUAUAAAUGUGAUAUUACAUUGGAUGAUGGUCUGAUUAAAUCAAAAACUGAAUAUUGUGAUGAUGGUAAUAACACUCCUAUGGAUGGAUGCUAUUAAUAGUAAUAUGAAUGUUAGGAUUCAUGUUCUGUAUGUUACAAAGGUUAUUGUAUUUUCUGUAAGUAAAACUGGUAAUUAAAUUUAUCAGAUAAUCUUUGCUAUCCUAUAUGUGGUGAUAAAGUUAUUGUUGGAAAUGAAUAAUGUGAUGAUAAGAAUACAUUGAUGCAUGAUUCUUGCAAUAAGUGUGUAUUUCAAUGCGAUUUUAAUUGUUCAUAGUGCGAUUUUGGAUUUUGUUAAUAUUGUGAAAUAGGAUAUACCUUAGUUGAUAAUAAAUGUGUUGAGAUCUGUGGAGAUGGUUUGGUUGUUGGCAAUGAACAAUGCGAUGAGAAUGAAUAAAUCUUAGAUUCCUUUUGUUCAAAUUGUAAAUACAAUUGUGGAUCCAGUUGUACUUUAUGCACAAGAGGAGGAUGCUAAUAAUGUAAAGUUGGGUAUUUAAUGGACAACUAUGAAUGUUAACCUAUUUGUGGUGAUAGAAUAAUUGUUGACUAAGAAUAAUGUGAUGAUGGAAAUGAUUAACCAUUCGAUGGAUGUCACAAUUGUCAAUUCCAAUGUUAAGAGGAAUGUUAGGAUUGUAAAUUCAAUCAUUGCUAUGAUUGUAUGAUAGGAUAUGUUAAUAAAGAUUUUGGUUGCAUUGAAAAUUGUGGUAAUUCAUUAUCUACUAAGAAUGAAAAAUGCGAUGAUGGAAACUUUGAGGCAUUUGAUGGGUGUUACAAUUGUGAUUACUCUUGUGAUGAGGAAUGUGAAAUAUGUCAAGAAGGAAUGUGUUUCAAAUGUAGUAAAAUUGGAUGGUAAAUCAGCAAAGUCAAUUUUAGAUGUGAACCUAUUUGUGGAGAUAAUAUAGUUGCAGGUAAUGAAUUUUGUGAUGAUGGAAAUGAUAUUAGAUAUGAUGGUUGUUUUGAAUGUUACUAUGAAUGUGAAUAACCAUGCACCGAUUGUGUUUAAGGUGUCUGUUAGGAGUGCAAUACAUUGGGAUGGUUACUAGAAGAUUUUAAGUGUGUUCCAGUUUGUGGAGAUUCAAUAAUAGUUGAUAAUGAAUAAUGUGAUGAUGGUAAUAAUAUUCCAUAUGAUGGGUGCUUUGAAUGUGAAUAUCAAUGUUAGGUAGAGUGUACUAAUUGUAAUAAAGGGAUUUGUGAGGAAUGCAAUACUAAUGGUUGGGUACUGUUGGAUUAACGUUGUUCAACAUAGUGUGGUGAUGGAAUAGUUGUGAAACCAUAUGAAUUAUGUGAUGAUGGGAAUUCAGUUCCAUUUGAUGGCUGUUUUGAUUGUGAUUUCUAAUGUUAAGAAAUUUGUGGAGAAUGUAUUUAAGGCAUGUGUUAUAGAUGUGAUGAAUUAGGAUGGGUUAUUGAAAAUCAUCUCUGUGUUCCAUAUUGUGGAGAUGGAUUGAUCGUAGGAAAUGAAUAAUGUGAUAGUGGAAAGAAUACAGAUAGUUUUUGCAAAGAUUGCAGUUUAGUUUGUGAUUAGUAUUGUGUUGAUUGCAUUGAAGGAAUAUGCAAUCUAUGUGAUCAAGGAAGACAACUGUAAAAUAACUAUUGUGUAUCAUUAUGUGGAGAUGGAGUUCUUGUUGAAGAAGACUGUGAUGAUGGCAAUCUUGAAAAUCGAGAUGGCUGUUCAGAGAGUUGCAAAGUUGAAACUGAUUGGGUAUGCUUAAAUACAUAAUUUCUAACCAGCACAUGUAUUUAUUCUAUCACUCCAGAUAUGAAACUCAACUCUCUCAAUCAGAAUCCAGAAAGUGUUGAAAUGGUUUCUAUUACUUUUAAUUAGCCUAUGAAGCUUUAAUAUAAUGAAAACUACACUGCUGAUCAUUACUUUGAAGGCAACAUUACAAAUCUCUUAUUUGAAUAAUACGAAGUUACUUUUGAGUUUAGAGUGCCUCCUCAAUUUGACUAAGUAGAUGAUAUUGAAGCUAUAGCAACCGUUAAGUUUUAUGAAAAUGUUGAUGAUCCUAUUCUUAUUGUUAAACUUAACUCAAGUGCUUUAGUCACUCAAUAUUACAUUAUUAUUCCAGAUAAUGAAAAAGAAAUCAGAUUACAAACUCCAAUUGUACUUUCCUAAUCGUAAAUAGACAAUUCUUAAAAUGCAAAGUCAUUUUUAAGCAUUGUCAUCUAUUUUUUAAUAACUUUAUCUGCUUUCUGUGUUAUAACUGGGUCUUUUGAAAUAUUUUGGAACUUAAUGGAUUUACUUCAAUAUCUAUCCUAUAUAAAGUACAUCAACAUUCAAUUUCCCACAAAUCUUAAUAUUUAUUUUGAAGUUUUUAAACUAAUUUCUAUUUAACCAUUAAUGGAAUUCACAGGAAUCAGUACUCUUUUUGAUUUUGCUGAUGGAGAAGAGUAGUAUGUUGUGGAAACUUCAAAUAAAUUUAAAUAAGAUGAAAUUAAUGGGUACUUCUAUUUGAAUUUCCAAAGUUCAAUCUUUUGCUUUUUGGGUUUAUUCUCUGGAUAUGUAAUUGCCAAAAGUUUAACAUUGUUUCUUUAUUAAUUAGGACCAUAUCAACUAGCUAAUUUUGGCUAUUACCCAAUUAAAUUCAUCUAUAUUUUUAGAAGACUCUUAAAAAAAAGCUAUAAAGCAUUUUAUUUUAGUGCAAUUAUCAAAAUGAUAAUGUCAAAUUAUUAUGAUAUCAGUUUCUCUGUAUUUAUCUAACUCAACAAUUUUAAUACAGAUAACACUGUACUCAAAGUGAACUCUUAUGCUGCUUUAGUUGUUUGUGCAUUGUAACUACUAUUUUUUACUUAUAUGUUCACUAAAUAACUUUCAUUCACAAAGAAAGUAACAACUAAAAAAAUCGAAUAAUAUUCUGCUCUAUUUGAAGGAGUAGCAGAUUCUUCUAACAUCUGGAUUACUUAAUAUAACACUAUUUUGCUAUUAAAAAAAUAAGUUUUUAUAUUCUUAAUUGUUUAUAUGGGACAAAACGGUCCCUUAUAAACAAUCACAAUAGGAUUAGUUUAAACUGUGUUUCUCCUAUAUGUAUUUGUCUAGAAACCACUUGAAAAUAUUUAAGAAUACUAUAAAACAUUAGUUGCUGAGUCAUUGUUGGCUUUUAACACCUUAUUAUUUUUGACUUAUGCUUAUCGAUUGUAGCUAGAAUUGUCAAUAGAUGAUUACAUCAUGAUUGGCUGGAUUCAUAUUGCUAGUUUUAGUUUCAUUCUACUAUUUUCAUUAAUUUUCGACAUCAAAUCCUAAGCAACUACUCUGUAUAAAAAGAUCAUCAAAAUGAUAUAAGGAAAAUAACCAGAAGUUAAACCUGGCACAGUUAUAUUUUAUUGA